AGGAUGCUUCACCACAGGUGAACUCUGGUCCACAGAUUCUGCUUUGGGACCACAUACUGCAGCAUUUUGUGUACACCUGAGCAUCCCUCACUCCAAUAAACUCUGCUGGGAGACCAGGGAAGGGCAAAUGGACAGUGCAGCUCAAUGUAAAUGCCAGUCCUUCUGCAGGGCAGACUGAUUCAUAGUAACUCCUUUAAAACAAAGGGGAACGGGGAACGACACCACCCUCCCACACCACCGGAGGAAACUUAAACCACCACCAGGUCACUCCCCUUCACUACAGCUCCGUGCUCCAGGACAUCAGCUCUGCAGCCCAGCACGCUCCUUGCUUCUACAGGUGCCAGCCCGCACGAGCUCUCUGUAUCGCUGACACCACCCAGAAGGGAUCAAGAUGUUGGUGCUACUGGCUGGUAUCUUCGUGGUUCACAUUGCCACUGUCAUCAUGCUCUUUGUCUCCACCAUUUCCAACGUUUGGAUGGUGGGUACUUACAACAAAACAGUCUCAUCUGGACUCUGGCUACUCUGCAACCAGACCUGUCGUGAGCUCCCAGUCAGUAAUGACGAUGCGGCUUCCCUCAAAACUGUGCAAGCCUUUAUGAUCCUCUCAAUCAUCUUCUCCGUCAUCGCGCUUGUUGUGUUCAUUGCUCAGCUGUUCACCCUGGAGAAAGGCAAACGUUUCUACAUCACUGGAAUCAUCAUGCUGGUUUGCUGGCUGUGCAUUCUGAUUGCAGUCUCCAUUUACACAGCCCGGUUCACAGGCCAGAUAUAUCCAUCCGUAACUUCUCACCAUGGCUACUGCUUCAUAUUGGCCUGGAUCUGCUUUUGCUUCAGUUUCAUCAUCGGCAUCCUCUACCUUGUUCUUAGGAAAAAAUAAGCCUGAUGAGAGUCCAGGGGAGAGGGUUGGCUACUGGGAAUGGGGAAGAAUUGCUCUGCUGAGAGAACUGUUGGGUCAAUAGACAGAAACAGCCACCACUAUCACCACUGCCACUACCACAGAAAAAUCACUAACAAAGCUAGAAUCCUCAGAAACUCCUUCACCAAAGGGAGGGAGAUACAGCUCCAACUGAUCUAGCACUCCAGGGGCUGUUGCACCAGAAACCUGCAAGUGACCCAGACAGCUCUUCUUUUCUGCAAAGUCAUGUCAUACCUUUACAAAGCUUCAAGGUCAGCAGUGAUGAUUGAAGGGCACCACAAAAACAAGGGCUACAAUCUUUUUCCUUUCCUAGAGCCCUUCUCACUUACUUUUCGGUGUGCCUUGUGGGUUGGGCAGUGAGGCUUAUGACCCCUUCUUUUGUCCAUUGAAGUAAAUGGGAUGGGCCUUUUGUUACAUUUUUAUAUAUAUAUAUACAUAUAUAUAUAUAUAUAUAUGCACAUAUGUGAAAGUUAAAGACACUUAACUGAGAAGCAACCAAAUCAGAAUCAAGUUAAAUUCAUGUUAAAAUAUCUGCAGAAAUGAGGCAGCAAUGUUUUUUGCUGUUCUGUUUACUGUUUGACAUUCCAAUGGUUGAAUCAGAUACAAGGAGGAAGGGCAAAUAUACAGGCAUAGAUAAUGGAGAGAGAGGGAGAGAAAGAGAGUGCGGGGUGAAGAUACAUAGGGGUUCCUAAUUACAGAGGAUGCAGUUGCUCAAUGAGGCACAUGCAGGGAGGGCAUCAUCUGGGUGUGUGUCUACAAUAAAAUCUUCUGGUCAGCUCCAGAGCAUGGUAACAGAACUGCAACAUUGCAGAUCUUUACUGAGACAAGUCCUCAUCUGUAGGCAAGGUUAUUUUUUUUCCACAUCACCCAGUACAUGGUACUAAUUGAGAACCCCACCUUGUGACACAGCAGCUCACCUCAAAGGCAGAUGAUACUGGUUAGCAGAUAAAAUACGUCCCCUAAUGAGAGGGCCAGUGAGUUCUGUUCUGUGCUGCACAACCUUAGGCCAGUUACUUAACUGCAUUCUUUUCCAUCUGCCAAAUUCUUGAUUAAAACGAUACCUACCUCCCAGGGUUGCUGAGAGAUUUUGUGUCCACUCUGUGUAAAGGUCCCCAUGUAAAGGUCCCCAUGUGAAAGGCUGGCAUGGGAAAGUGAGGCAUUGGUCCUGCUGCAACCCGCAGAUUUCUGUCAGUUUGAAGAAUCUCAUUCAGAAGUGGCAUUUGUAAGAGACAAGAGGUCAAAACUUCCUGUGACUCCAUCCACAACUAAAAGGCAGAAAGUAUGAAAAAACAUGCAGGUGCAGACUGUGCAUGGAUGCAGUUUACCUCUCUCUCUCUUUUUCUCUCUCUUUCUGUUACAUUUUCUUCUUAUGUAGACUUUAUCGUUUGGUGGAUAUAUUCUAGUACUGUAUGUUGCUGUUUCAUUAUUAACAAAGGUUGUUUCAUAUAUAGUCAUUGUAAAUAUUUUGAAAUGCAUAUUUUUAACUUUGAGGGUAUAAAAAUAAAAUCUGAUUCCCUUUAUUAUAAAUAAAGGGAAUUUGUUUUGC
Molecule: messenger RNA, 2459 nt
Organism: Pezoporus occidentalis (night parrot)
Lineage: Eukaryota; Metazoa; Chordata; Aves; Psittaciformes; Psittacidae
Gene: EMP1
Product: epithelial membrane protein 1
Exons: 6
Coding region: 392-874 (160 amino acids)
Cellular component (GO): plasma membrane
Source: RefSeq, a predicted model, not a curated record